UGGCAAUCAAGUUUUUUUAAUCCACCAAGGAAGAUCAUAGUACUGAUAUCACGCCUUCUCAGUGAUGCACAUCGGUAUAUUUUGCGAUGCCUGAGCAACCAUGGAACCGUUUCACAUUGUACUGUACUAACAGCUAUUUCAGAGAUUGGACACUCAACAUAUGUUGAUUCUCCACUCGGGCCAAAUGCGUUUCGGGAAUAUGAAACCUUACUUAUUCAGGACCUUGAUGAGCUUCUUAAGAAGUCUGAGAAUUUAGACAGACAUAAAGAAAACAUUCAUAAAGAGGCGAGUGAUUUUACCUCUGACGUUGAUAAUUAUUCUAAGUGGGGUUCUGGGGUGCAUUAUGGCUCUAAUUCUGAAUCCAGCCCAACGAAAAGGGAUUUUUUGAUGACGAAAUGGGCCAGGUAGAAGCAAGAGGGAGAAGACUGUUUGUAGCUGUGCGUCACUUUCCGAUGAUUUUCUCUCCUAUUUCCUCAAGGGUUUUUGUUUUGCCCUCUGAAGGCAUAAUUGCUGACUCAAGCCUGUCGAAUCAUCAUGAGGAUUCCCUUGGCUCUGGUUUACCCUCCAUAUCUACUGGUAAACCUUUUGAUAGUGACGAGGUACCACCAGGAGUGACAUUGACUGCCCAGUUUCCGUACCAUUUGGCCAAUAAGAUGGACCUAAAGCUUGAUAUAUUUUCACUUGGUGAUACAUCAAAGGUCAUUGGAAAGCUGAUGAUGGAUAUGUCAAGUCUAUAUGAUGUUGGUCGCAAUAAGAGAUCUGCUGGUCUACUGAUCGUAGAUCAUAUAGUUGAUCUCCUAACUCCUUGCUUCCAUGGUGACUCAUUUCUUGAUAGGAUGCUAUCCUUGUUGCCACACAAGGAAAAUAUGCGAUCCAAUUCUGCAGCGAAAAAUCCACAAACUCCAAGUAAGCAUUCUCAAGGCACCAUUAAACGUUCCCCACUGGAUAUAAAAGUUCCUUUUGAGACAGUGUUUAGCAAGGAAGAAUCAAAGAUUAGGAGCAGUAUGUUAUCUGAAGGUUUCAUGUCAUUUGCGUCUGGAUGGAACUCCGUUGAUGUUGACUCUGAAGUUAGCUGGUUACCUGAUUACGUUGAUAAAGCACAUGAUCACAAACUUGGUUGUGAACUUGACACUAUAAGUGGCUCGUUCCUAUCCAAUAGUGCUGGAAUGCGCUACUUAGAAGCAUUGCUAGACAGAGGAUCGAAAGAUGGGUUAGUACUGAUUAAAAAAUGGCUUAUUGAAGCCUUGCAGCAUGGGAAGCUAACAUCUGCAUCCAAAGGUCGGCAAGGAGCCACUUCUGUUUCAGAGAUUCGAUCUAUGGUGCAAAUGCUUUCCCGAGACCAGUUGUCAUUGUUAAAAAACAAGGGUGUUAUCUAGUUAGCACUAGCUGCUGAAAUGACUCUACGGGAGCCUCAAAGUUCUCGCUGGGACGCCUUUACAAGUGCCGAGAGAAUAUUAAGUGUGACAUCUGCAGAGACACCUCAAAGUCUUGCCAGUGAGCUUCGUGAUUUCAUCAACACUAGCACUUUAGUUGAAUCACACGCACAAACUACUUCAAUGGAGUCUUCACAGGGCCUACUUAGUUUCCAGGACGUACUGCUUCUAACGAUUAUAGGGUAUAUCUUAGCUAGUGAAAAUUUCCCUACAUCUAUGGCUGGUGGUCCAUUUUCUUGGGAAGAUGAGCGGUCUCUUAAAGAUGUUAUAGUGGACUCUAUCCUUGAACGACCAUCAUCUGUGAAGUUGCGCUUCCUUGAUGGCCUGGAUAGUGAACUUGAAGCUAAAGCUAGAUCUAAAGAUGGUGAGAGGAAUAAAAACUCUAGCGAGGUAGCACCCAGUACUGAUGUUGAUUUUGAUGAUGAAUGGGGUACCUGGGAUGACAGUGAUAAUACUGAUCACCAAAAGGAGGAAGCUUAUGGGGACAUGCAACUUAAGUUGGAAGUGCGAGAUAGAGUUGAUCAGCUUUUCAAAUUCUUUCACAAAUUAUCCAGUAUGAGGUUAAGAAAUCAAGCCUUUG
Messenger RNA from Zea mays, 2013 nucleotides. Its product is annotated as sec1 family domain-containing protein MIP3. The transcript has 4 exons. Gene Ontology annotation, biological process: vesicle-mediated transport. The record is from RefSeq and is a predicted model, not a curated record. Lineage: Eukaryota; Viridiplantae; Streptophyta; Magnoliopsida; Poales; Poaceae. Bases 396 to 1376 code for a protein of 326 amino acids.